Menidia menidia (Atlantic silverside) is the source of this 3164-nucleotide messenger RNA. The record is from the annotation of a GenBank genome assembly. NCBI's taxonomy places the organism in Eukaryota, Metazoa, Chordata, Actinopteri, Atheriniformes, Atherinopsidae.
CCAAACCUCCAGAAACUGUAUGGGUGAACCUUGUCUAAUCCUAGAAUGUAUAGAUUCAGAAGACAGUCUUCAAUCCCAAUUUCCUCUUCAAACCGACCGCCCGUUUUUGCAGGGGAGCAAAGGUGGUCCUCUUUUUCCGGGACAUGAAUUGGCAGGGAUCCUCGGGCCUUACUGAAACCGGCCUGGGGGCCAUUUUGGACGGUGGGAAUGGGGUAAAAAACGAGGCCGCGCAGCAAAGUGGACGGCCCAAAGAGUUUGGAUACGAGCAUCAAAACAGGCCUCUGUCACUGUAAAAACACAUGGCUCAAGUGUGGCGUGUCCAGCCCUGUGGAAGCUGUGUGUGUUUCUUUUGUGGUUUAAGCUUAGUCCCAGCUCUGAAUGCAAGCAACAAAUCCCUAGCGAAAGCCCCAAAGCAGAAGAGCCGAGGGCCGGCCGCCGCUUUCGUAACGCCUGGUGUAUUCGAGAGGAAUUUCCCACUACGUUUCGACUCUUGCGAAACUGAAACGACGGCAAAGGGGAACUCGGCCGAGCUCGUCCGCCUGCGCCCCGAACGCCACCGGUCACAGGAAUCCAUCUGACUCACGAAUAAUGAUUUGAGCAAUCUGAAGCGUAAGGUCGCCUUAGCGGGACAAUGAUUAACCCGGGAGCGUCCAGGAGGGGUGAAAGAGCAUUCCAGAGUUCUCAUUCCGACUGAUAGCUGUCUGAGGAGAGGACGCUCGCCUGCCGAUCCACUCCAGCAGUACUCCACCCACAGUGAUGGAGCAGUUUGCCGGCCUACGCCCCGGAGAAGCGGUGGAGAGAGUGGCCGCCACGCUGGGCUGCAGCCCGACCUCUGACCGGGUGGCGGCUUACUUUGACGCGCACGACAAACUAAGCCAGCUCAGGGAAAACUUCCUGCUGCCCAAAAUCGCAGACUUGCCUCCCUCUGAUCUCUCGCUGGUCGACGGGAGGAAAGAUUGCGUCUACCUUUCGGGAAACUCGUUGGGGCUCCAGCCAAAAAUGGCAGAGAAGUAUCUCCGGGAGGAGCUGGACAAGUGGGCCAAGACAGGCGUUCACGGUCACACGCAGGGCUCCAGGCCUUGGGCCUGGGCUGAAAACAACAUCGAGGAGCUCAUGGCGAAGGUUGUUGGCGCUAAAACCGAGGAAGUAGCCCUGAUGAAUGGCCUGACGGUUAAUCUGCAUCUCCUGAUGCUUUCCUUCUACAAGCCCACCGCGACUCGACACAAAAUCCUCCUGGAGGACAAAGCCUUUCCCUCAGAUCACUAUGCUGUAGAGUCUCAAAUUUGCCUGAGAGGAUUUGACCCGAAGCACAGCAUGCUGCUCCUGUCCCCCAGACCGGGAGAGGACACUCUGAGGACGGAGGACAUCCUGGAGGUGAUCCGGGAGCAGGGGGACUCCAUCGCCGUGGUGAUGUUCAGCGGUGUCCAGUAUUACACCGGCCAGCUGUUCGACAUGGCGGCCAUCACUGAGGCUGGUCACAGGAAGGGCUGCUUCGUUGGCUUCGACUGCGCCCAUGCGGCCGGAAACGUCGAGCUGCAGCUGCACGACUGGGACGUGGACUUUGCCUGCUGGUGCUCCUACAAGUACAUCAACUCGGGCGCCGGCGGCCUCGCCGGGGCGUUCGUCCACGAGAAACACGAGCUCACCAUCAAACCCGCGCUGCUGGGAUGGUGGGGGCAUGACCUGAAAACUCGCUUCCAGAUGACAAAUGAGCUGCAGCUGCAGAAGGGAGUGAGCGGCUUCAGGCUGUCAAACCAGCCCAUCCUGCUGGUCUGCCCGCUGCAGGCCAGUUUGGAGGUCUUCAACAAAACCAGCAUGCAGGAGCUGCGCAGGAAGUCGGUCCUGCUGACGGGGUACCUGGAGUAUCUAAUCCAGCACUACUACACCAAAGACUCGGCACAGCCUCGCAAGCCUCACGUCCGCAUCCUCACGCCCUCCGACCCGCAGCAGAGAGGCUGCCAGCUCUCGCUCUCCUUCUCGGUGCCCAUCAGGAGAGUGUUCCAGGAGCUGGAGAAGAGAGGGGUCGCCUGUGACAUGAGGGAGCCCCGGGUGCUGCGCGUGGCUCCGGUGCCCCUCUACAACUCCUUCAGCGACGUCCACCGCUUUGUGGAAACGCUGGGAGCAGCUCUCGCCGCCAGCGGCCAGUGAAAUAGAGCCUGCAUCUGGAGCACCCCCCCGCCUGACAGACAAAGGGGGCUUCCCCUCUCAAAUAUGUGACUGCGACCGUUGUAAACUAACGGUGAACGGAAAUCUGCAAAGUGACUCAGGAAAAGUGGUUCCUCACGAGUAAUUCCACUCAAGAAGGGGACAUUUUGUAAUGAAUCAAAUCACUUCUCUUCUUUAGUUCUUCCCUCUAAGCAUCCUCAGAAGGUGACAAGCUCAGUGAGGAGCUCAGAUCUUUUGCCUUUCUGGACACAUGCAGCCGAAUUGUGCUGAAUGUUAUGCACGAUGCACCCGACCAUUUUAAAUAAAGACCAAACAACAGAAAAACAGGCACUCAUUUUUCUCGCUUUGAAUCUGGAUUUAGUGAGGAAAACCAUUACGGUAUCCAAAAGCAUCACUUGGAGGGAAAAAAAAGAAAAUCAAACGAAACAAAACAAAGACAAAGCGACAAAGCUCCAUCCGAUCAGUUGGCGUUUUGAAAUCAGGUUCUCUCUCUCUUUCUUUCUUCUCCGUCUAGUCCUCCCCUCGGUCGAGCGUUUGGGCACGACAACCCUGGAGCUCACAGCACGGCCUUUGCAAAUGACAUGAUUCUGGGGAGCGGGGGGGGGGGGGGGGGGCAAGAAUCUAAUGAAACUCCCUCUCCUCCCGACCGCCUAACUCUGCUGUACAUUACACACCCGAGUUAGCCGACAGUUCUCCCCUAACCAAUUAACACCUACUUUAUUAUAACGUUGACUUCUCCCUAAUGUUCCUGCAUGUAUUUAUGCACUAUUACCUUGAUGGAUGCCUAUUCCACUAUGAGACAUAACUGGCAUAUCAAUAUGCAAAACCUAAAUGGAUUAACCUUCUUUAAAACUAAUGAGCACAUGGACACCCAGCUGGGGAAUGGACCCAAAUUAGCAUUUGUCAUCUUUUUGGGCUGAUGUGAGAAUAAAUAAUUGAAGAGAUGCUGGUUAUUGUCUUUCCUGGGGCUACUGCAGCUUAGAGAGACUGUACUGUAG